This is a messenger RNA of Aureobasidium musti, 333 nucleotides long. NCBI's taxonomy places the organism in Eukaryota, Fungi, Ascomycota, Dothideomycetes, Dothideales, Saccotheciaceae. The record is from the annotation of a GenBank genome assembly.
AUGUCUUCUCGACCUGAAAGUCUUCCCACAGAGCUCUUUGAGAGAAUUUGUGAGACCGUCCUAAAGGAUCAAAAGCGCCUUAACCAAAACGCCACACCAAUGCUCAAUCUGAGCCUGACCAGCAAGAAGUGUCGUUCGCGCGUCACGCGAUACAUCUUUCACGAACUCGUCUUCCAAGGAGAUGCCCAGCCUCUCGCAGGCAGACUCGAAGACUGCGUGCUCACGCUAAAGCGCCUCGAUGUACUCGAUCUUGUCCAAGGAAUCGCAACUCGUCUUUGUGUGAUCGACAACCCAAAAGGAUACUCGAACUUCUCGGCACGUUUCCAAACAUAA